Penicillium paradoxum is the source of this 1158-nucleotide messenger RNA. RefSeq names its product mitochondrial 37S ribosomal protein mS35. The record is from RefSeq and is a predicted model, not a curated record. Gene Ontology annotation, molecular function: structural constituent of ribosome. NCBI's taxonomy places the organism in Eukaryota, Fungi, Ascomycota, Eurotiomycetes, Eurotiales, Aspergillaceae. The transcript has 2 exons. Gene Ontology annotation, biological process: mitochondrial translation. Gene Ontology annotation, cellular component: mitochondrial small ribosomal subunit. Bases 1 to 1158 code for a protein of 385 amino acids.
AUGGCUUCAGCAGCUCGGUCAUUGGCUCAGCCAGCCCGGUACAUGGCCCGGAGAGGCCUGAUGGCCCCGUCCGUCCGAUACUUCUCCGCCUCGCCGCUCAAUCGCGCCCAGGAAGAUCCCGUCAUGCCUCCUCCGCCGAAGGAACUCAAAGCGGAGGAUUUCCCUCCAAUGCCCGAGUACUCCGUCGACCUCUUGACCAAAGAGCAGCGAUCAAUGUACGACCUGAUGUCUCCCGAAGAACGCGCGGCAUUCGACGAAGAGAACAUCCGCCUGGUUGCCGAAUUCAAUGACCCCGUGAAGCGCGCGGCAGUCUUCCACGACCUCGAGAAGCGCGUGCAACAGAUUGAUAAGGAAGAGGAUAUGCGAUUCGAGGAUCUCCGUCCCCGCCAACCAGGUUUCUGGGCUGAAGACGAACCCGAUGAGUUGGCCCAAGUGGAGGAUGGUGACGAGGAAAUCAACGAUGAUGAAAUCACAUCCAUGGCACACGCAGAAAUGGAAUUGCACCGUGAAAUGAGAGAAUAUGCCCGCAUCACAGCAUGGGAUAUGCCAAUGCUGAGCAAGCUUGCUAAACCAUUCACUCUGCCUCCUCCCACCCACAUCCUCCGCUUCCGCUACACUACCUACAUGGGUGAACAGCACCCUGCCGAGCCCAAGGUCGUUGUGGAGCUUGCAUCGCAAGAUUUGACCCCCAAGUAUCUCACCGAGGCCCAGCGCCAAACAUUCCUCAAGCUGGCCGGUACGCGCUACAACCCCCAGACCGAUGUCAUCCGCAUGUCGAGUGAGAAGUUCAGCUCGCGCGCCCAGAACAAGCGUUAUCUGGUAGAUGUCGUCAACUCGAUGAUCAAGGAGGCCAAGGAGGGCGACUCUUUCGCCGAUAUUCCCCUCGAUCUCCGUCACCACAAGCCCAAGACCAGACUGCAGUUCCCCGAGUCUUGGAACAUGACCGAGGCCCGCCGGAACCAGCUUGCCGCACGGCGCAAGGAGCGUCUGACUGCCGAGGAGUCGAGAGCCGCUCUGGUGGACGGUAACGCAGUUGUCUCUCACGCUAUCAAGGUGCUUCCUUCCCUCAACCCCGUUCUCCAGGCCAAGGCCGCCGAAGAGCGGGAGCGUGUCGCUGUCAAGGUCGGUGGUGCUCGCAAAAAGGUGACUCGCCGGUAA